AAGAAAACCUGAUAAACUUGACAUUCUAGUAACUUGACGCCGAAAAUUCUUUCAACUUACGUAGAAUGCAAACAUUAUGUUAAGAAAGCUUAUUUUGCUUGCAGUACUCGAGAAAUUCAAACGAUAAAUAAAGUAAUGUUAAAUCUUUUGUUUGUUAUAACAGCAACAUCAUUUGUUGUGUUUAUUAAAGGAAUAUGUGAUUCCAACAAUGGACCAGCUGGAUCAAAAGAUUGCAUCUUGGCUGAUCCAAACUACACAAAAUAUCAAUGGGCAACUUGUCUAACAAAUGAUUAUAUUAGGCAGAAGUCAUCAGGUAAACAUAAAUGUCAAGAUGGGCAAGGAAUCUACUGUUACUAUCAAUGUAUGAUUGAAUUGUAUAAUCUUGAUCAUGGACCCGUGUACGACAACUGUGCUUGCGAAGAUAACAGUGAAUCAACUCUGAGUCCAAUGUCGACAUUACCACCUUCAUGUUAUAGCCCUACUGGAGCAGACUGUUCAUGGUAUAGCAACUGCCUGGCUGCUAAGUUUCCGUGCAGUGGAUCUCAAACGGAGUAUGCAAUAUCUUACGGUCAAAAAUUUUGUUCUCUUUACAAUGAUCGGAGAUCAGCAUUUUCUCAAAACGCACUCAAUUGGGUUAAUGCUGUGAGAAAAUGUCUACAAGUUAGUUUGGUGCCAUUACUUAGAGAUUACUCAACAGUUAGUUGUAAUGAUAUUUUUAAUAAAGCAAUGGCAUCGCAUCCAGGUUGCUAUGUGUCACCGUAUCAAGGACUGUCAGUUUGCACACUUUCACCAACCGAUUGGUGGCAGAUUUUUUGGACAAUAAAAGGUGCUUUUAAAGAUCAAUUUGUGGAAACUCUCUCGCAAUCUCUUGAUACAGCUUUGGGUUGUGUAAAGGAUGUUUGGUGGCCAAAAUCAAAAAACUCUUUCAGCAACUUUUGGUUAAAAUUAAAAUUAUUUUACACAAAUCGAAGGAAGAGAUCCACCGCCACUGAUAAAUCGAAUAAUGAAACUGCUUUCCAAAUCCUAGAAAAAAUUUAUGAACAAUUGAACUGGAACAAAUAUUCAAUUGAUUGGUACACGUACACUACAAAUUCAAGUUUUAAUAAUGACGAAUGGAGUGUAUUGUUACUACUUGCCGAUACUAAUGCACUUGGAUUUACUAACAAAACAACCAAGUUAAAUAUAGCAGAUGCAAUCAAUGCACUUUCAGACUCCAUUCAAAAAGGAAGUCUUCAAAUCAACUUGCCCGGUAACACUGGUGUUGUUUUUGUUGGUCAAACUCUGGAAAACUGUCUUCAGUUUGUCGAAGGCUCUUGCCUUGCAAGCCAAACACUGGCUACUUUGCCAAUUAAUUUUACGCUAAAUACAUUUACCACUAUGCAGCCUACUAUCAGCUCUUCGGCUUCGGUUAUGUUUUUAAUGGGCACCAAUAUGCUGGUUCUUUUUACAUGCACUUAUCAUUUUAUGGUAAAUUUUGCGUUAAAGUAAAAUAUUAAAUAACUUAUAGAAAAUUUAAUUAUCAAAAAGAUAUAAUAGUAUUAAUACUAUUCGGACUAAA
Messenger RNA from Hydra vulgaris (swiftwater hydra), 1558 nucleotides. RefSeq lists its product as uncharacterized. The record is from RefSeq and is a predicted model, not a curated record. NCBI's taxonomy places the organism in Eukaryota, Metazoa, Cnidaria, Hydrozoa, Anthoathecata, Hydridae.